GAGCCUUUGGCCCGCCCAGCAUAUUUUUACAAAUAUGAUCUUUUUCAAACAGCAUUUUUUCAUCUGCUCCUGAUUCACAACGAUUUGAAUAAACACAUACUAAGAAAUGAAACUUUGAGCUUAACUUUCUUUAUAUACGUCCUCCACGUUAUAAACACUGUUUUUAUCUGAGUGGGUCUUUAAUAUAAAUACUUGUAUUUCCCUCAUAAAGAAUAAUAGAGGUUAGUAUCUCUUCACAAUCAAUUAUCUCAUUUGCUUAAACAUGCCUCCUACUCCUCAGUUCCUCAGAGCACACCAUUUAAUCAGACUGUUUCUGUUGUGUUGUUUUUUUUUAAAAUCAAACACUAUCAUAGCAGUUACUUCAAAAGACAAGAUCAUAUUUUUAGGCAUCAUUAUUUUUUAGCUCAUUACACAAUUUAAAGAGUAAACACUUUCCACUAUAGCCGUGUAUUUGUCACCUUUUAAAAAUAAUUUAUCGAUACAUGCACAAACGAACACACAAAACUGUAAUCUGCAUGUAAUAUGUUAGAAGUUCCAAGAAACUGAUAAAAAAAAUGACUUUUCUUUAGCCUGUAAUAGGAAAACUCAGGCAUGAUUUUUAGUAUUUUUUAGCUUUGUGUCAAUUUCUGGAUUUCAAAAAAAGACAGUUUUAAAAAAUGAACUUCAGAUGGAUGGAUGGAUGCUUGACUAAUAAUAUAUUUGAAUACAUAAAAAGCGCAUUAUUCAGUAACUAAAAACAGGAAAUUAAAAUUAGGUUUUUGCUCGAUAAAAGUGCAUUUGUUGUUCAAAAAAAAGCAGGAUACUUAAUUAAUGAGGUUCGUUACUGUUUUUCACUUUGUGUUAAAUUGCGGAUUUCAAAAACGACAAUUUAAAAAAAACUUGCAAAAAGAUUUUCUUGCGAUUUCCCCCUCUUGUUUUAAACACUUGCAUACAGCACACAGCAUUUUUUAAAAUCCAGAAUACUAAAGGAGGCAAACAUCAUAUUUGGAGGCUAAAGGUAACGUUGCACUAAGUUGAAGAAUGCUGUGUGAGGAAGUGUCUCCAUCUGCUGGUGAAACGGUGGAUCUCUUCGGUUUGCAGGUGCAUAAAUUUAUCAAACUGAACCAAAUUUAUGAAUGGAAAAGUUAUUAAAAACCGAGAUUUAACUACUAAAUCCAAAUAUAAACAUAUGCAAAUUAGUCAACCCUGCAGUUUGAAUUAUAUUUAAAUUAUAUUGACCCGAUUGACAUAAAAACACAGUUUGAGUUUAGUAUAAGCUAUUAAAUAUUCAUAUUUCUGUCAUCUUUUUACUUUAGCCAAAUAUGUUUUUCCUUCCCAAACUAAAACCAGAACCAGAAAAUGAACAGUUUAAGGUGGCUGACUCAAGAAGUGAGCCCAAAAAUAGGAGUCGUGUUGUCUGACCAACAACAUUGGGACACAAACAGAGGUGGAAGUGGCCCUUCCGCUGCAGCAACCCGCACAUCGGCUUUGGGGGCGAGUUGCUUUUUUUUUUUUAACCCAAAGGAUGUGAGCAGGAGUGGCACUCAGGGCCUUUAAAUACGAACUGUCACCAAACUUCGGCACAACGGGCACCCAACAGCUCGCAUGGGACAGGUGAUGAGGGACACUACCAUGCUGGCGCUCGUACUCGCCGUUCUACAGGGGUUUUCUGUCCGGCAAGUAACCCCAGAUCCAUCCCCGCUCGUUAGCUCCAACUGGGGAAACCCGAGGAGAUUCAUUCACCUGCAGACAUCCACGGAUGUCUGCAACUUCUACUUGGAGAUCAGAUCAGAUGGAACCGUGCGCAAAGCUGCGAGCAGAACAUCAUACAGUGAGAUGGGCUUUUAUUCUAGUAUCUUCUUAAAUGCUGUGCACUGGUCUUCAUUUGGAUUUAUCUGGAAUAACUUGGCGCUAAAUCUUUUUUAUUCAAUCUUUCCAGGUGUGAUUUUACUUAAGUCUGAAACGAGGGAUCGAGUCGCCAUCCUUGGAGUCAAGAGUAACCGUUACCUGUGUAUGGAUCUGGAGGGUAAUCCAUUCAGCUCGCCUAUUUGCCUCAGAGAGGAGUGCCUCUUCAAUCACAAACUCCUGGAAAACAACCGAGACGUGUACUACUCCACUCGGACCAGCAUCUUGUUCAACCUGGAGGGGUCCAAACAGGUGUACAUCGCAGGUCAGAACGUGCCGCAGACCUCCCUGUUCCUACCCAAGAAGAACACGGUGCCGCUGGAGCGCCUCAUCCCGCACAGGGAGAAGAGGAAACGGAUCGUGGAUCCCUCGGACCCGCACGGAGUCUACCACAGACCGGCGGAGGAGGGCUCCGACUCUCGGGCUGUGGCGGAGCAGGACGACGCCGACGUGGAGGUGGAGACAGAGAUGGAGAUGGAGGUCGGUGAUGACGGACGCAACUUAUCCCGGGAGAGACCGCUGGUUCCGUUCAAUGACGACCCCUGGAACGUGAAUUCGUUCAGACAGUCCAGCCCCCGAGGCACCGGAACAAUGGGCUAAGCCGGUGAAACAUUCAAAUAUAAAGCAAGCUUUAUUUUGAAAAACUGGCAUGAGAGUAACACUUCUGUUGCUUUGCUUUCACACUGACUUUGCAUAGUUUAGUUAGUGCUAAAUCUUUCUGCAGUGUGUUUUUACACUGAAUGAACAUUUUUAGACUUGACUUGAUACCUUUUGCACAAUUCUUGAAAACUCUUAUUUCCAAAAACUUAAUUCCUUUUUACAGAGCCCUGGACAGGACUUUACAAAAAAAAAAGACAAAGAAAAAAUUUGCAUUUCUUCUGGCCCCCAUUAGUAUUUUGUAAGCAUAUGUUAGUUUUUUUUUGGCCACAAAUUAGUAUUUAGGGGUUUCAAAUGAGAAAUAAAGAUACUAAAAUACUAUUUUGUGUGCCCAAAUUACUUAUUUGUGCACAGAAAUUAGCAUUUUGUGCAAGGAAAUUAGUAUCUGUGGGUGCAAAUUAGUGGUAGGAAUGGAAGAUACUUAAAAUGCUUAUUUGUGCCCAUAAAUGUACACACAAAAUGCCAAUAUGAGUCCUCAAAAUGCUAAUAAAAUGAUACUUUUGUCAUGUCCAGGGCUCCUUACCUUCCCAUCUUCUUCUAGUUUCCACAACUUCCUAAGAAUUUCUGCUCUUUAAAUGUCAAGAUGGUUAAGAUACAUUUAUUUUCCCCCCACAAAUUUAGCUGAUAUCCUCUGCAACUCAACCCAUAUUUUUAUGAAUUUGUGUUAUAUCCUGUUUAUUUACAUUGUUCAAAUGUUUUAUACAAUCUUAGGAACCCAUAUUCAUGUCGUCUAAUGACAAACCAAAUUUAGUCUACCUCUGGAGGACUGAAGGGUUUGACCGCUGAACUGAAACCAGCAGGCAUGAACAAAUAUGAGACUAUUAAAAAAUGCAAUAGGAUUAGCCUUCAUUUUAGCCUUCUUUAAGUAUUUCAGCAGUUUGCUUUAUUAAUUAUGAAGAAAGUCGUCUUAUAACAACAUCUGAAUUUUCCCACCAGUAGGAUGGAACUCAUAACUUGAAAGAAAAGGACAAACAGGGUCAAAAAAUAAAUGUUAAUUUUGUAGGUGACUGAGUUGUUCUCAUCAACAGCAAACACACAGCAGUCCCUAAAAGUAUUUAUUUAUUGAAAUAUUUUCCUUUCACUGUUUAUUUAUAGUAUUUAUGGUAAUGUUGGAGUUGUACAUACAGAAAAAAAAGAUUUGCUUUGAAUGUAUGAGCUGGAAUUUAAUUUAGAAAGAGUUUUGCUUGAAUUUGGGACCAAAUAAAGUUUAAAAAAGUC
Messenger RNA from Oryzias latipes (Japanese medaka), 3759 nucleotides. The record is from RefSeq and is a predicted model, not a curated record. Lineage: Eukaryota; Metazoa; Chordata; Actinopteri; Beloniformes; Adrianichthyidae.